Messenger RNA from Hyla sarda, 3879 nucleotides. RefSeq names its product ubiquitin specific peptidase 20 (gene USP20). Gene Ontology annotation, molecular function: zinc ion binding; cysteine-type deubiquitinase activity. Gene Ontology annotation, biological process: protein deubiquitination. The transcript has 26 exons. Lineage: Eukaryota; Metazoa; Chordata; Amphibia; Anura; Hylidae. The record is from RefSeq and is a predicted model, not a curated record. Bases 331 to 2988 code for a protein of 885 amino acids.
CCGUCUCUGGCGGGAAAAGGGAAGCAGCUGAUUGGUCGACGCUGCUGGUCUUAGUAAACUACAGAUAGACGAUGUGAUGGAACCUCUUCAUGAGGCGUAUAAUUAAAUAAGAUUUAUUGUCUUACAAUUCUACACCAGUAACGGGAAUCUACAUUUACAGCAGACUUAAAGAAGACAUUCUACUGCCAACAUGGCUCCUAGUCAGCUAUUAUAUAGACUUUAACAAGAGAACAACAUAAUGAUGGAAAACUAUCCAGUGAUAAAUUAGAAGACCGUCUGCCGCUUCUCUGCUCAUCCAGGGUUUGGCGAGGUUUCCACCUUCUAUACACUAUGGGUGAGAUAGAUGAUUUCUGUCCUCACCUGGAUUCAAUUGGAGAAGUCACCAAGGAGGAUCUGAUCUUAAAAUCCAAGGGAACAUGUGAGUCGUGUGGAGCUGGUGGACCCAACCUGUGGGCCUGUUUGCAGGACGGAUGUCAGUACGUGGGAUGUGGCGAGUCCUAUGCCGAUCACAGUACAUUACAUGCCCAGGUUAAGAAGCACAAUCUGACGGUGAACCUGACCACCUUCCGGGUUUGGUGUUACGCCUGUGAGAAGGAAGUUUUCUUGGACUCCAGGGUUCCUUCUCCUACUCACUCCCAGUCGACCUCUCCCAAGCUGAGCCACCGGGAUGUACCUGCUGCUGUCCACCCCUUAAAGUCAGUCCCCAUCGCAGUGGCCGAUGAUGGAGAGUCAGAGAGCGAUGACGACGACCUAAAGCCCAGAGGUCUUACAGGCAUGAAGAACAUCGGUAAUUCAUGUUACAUGAAUGCUGCCCUGCAAGCACUUUCCAACUGCCCUCCAUUAACACAGUUCUUUUUAGAGUGUGGGGGUCUGGUGCGGACAGACAAGAAGCCUGCGCUGUGCAAGAGCUACCAGAAACUAAUUUCCGAAUUAUGGCAUAAGAAGCGGCCUAGUUAUGUGGUACCCUCAAGCCUGUCCCAUGGAAUCAAGCUGGUUAACCCUUUAUUUCGAGGAUAUGCCCAACAGGAUACCCAGGAAUUCCUGCGUUGCCUUAUGGACCAGCUACACGAGGAACUUAAGGAACCGGCACCCUGUUAUAACCAAGAACGGGAAGAAGAGGAGAGGGAGGAGCAGCGGGAGAUGGAGCGCGGCACCACAGAGGAUGACUUUCUGUCCUGUGAUUCUGGUGGAGAGAUGGGUGACAGUGAAGGGGGCGGAGGGGUGGGCUCCUUGGCGGAGAUGGAGCUUUUGAUCCGGGAAGAUGCGGGGAGGUCUAUCUCUGAGAAGGAAAAGCUGAAAGAGCGAAGACUGUCGUAUUGUCACCGCAGGACCAGCUCCGAGCAGGCAGAUGAAGAUGCCGAUGUGGACACAGCAAUGAUACCAGAGCCUGACAAUGAGGCCUACAUGCACUGCUCUUCUCGGCCCUGCAGUCCGCACCCUCCGGAGGCGCACGCAAAACUCUCCAGCAGCCCGCCUCGCUCCAGCCCACUACGCACAGCACACUCCUAUGUCUUAAAGAAAGCGCAAGUCGUGAGCGGAGGGAAACGCAGGUCGGAAAUCAAAUAUCGCAGCGUCAUUUCUGAUAUCUUCGAUGGGACAAUUCUGAGUCUGGUUCAGUGUCUGACAUGUGACAGGGUGUCCACCACCAUCGAGACCUUUCAGGACUUGUCACUUCCUAUCCCAGGAAAGGAGGACCUGGCGAAGCUCCACUCCACCAUCCAUCAAAGUGCUGUUGUCAAACCUGGCACCUGUGGAGAAAACUACAACACCCAGGGGUGGCUGGGCUUUCUAAUGGACUAUAUUCGCAGGUUUGUGGUCUCCUGCAUCCCAAGCUGGUUCUGGGGUCCGGUGGUCACCCUGGAGGACUGCCUUGCUGCUUUCUUUGCUGCUGAUGAACUGAAAGGUGAUAACAUGUAUAGCUGUGAGCGCUGCAAAAAGCUACGAAAUGGAGUGAAAUACUGUAAAGUUUUGCGUCUUCCAGAGAUCCUCUGUAUACACUUGAAGCGCUUCCGACAUGAGGUCAUGUAUUCCUUUAAGAUCAGCAGCCAUGUUUCCUUUCCCUUGGAGGGUCUGAAUCUACGACCUUUCCUGGCCAAGGAGUGUGUAUCUCAUAUCACCACCUACGACCUACUGGCUGUGAUCUGUCAUCACGGAACUGCGGGGAGUGGUCACUACAUAUCCUACUGCCAGAAUGUGAUCAAUGGUCAGUGGUACGAGUUUGAUGACCAAUACGUGACAGAGGUGCAUGAGACCGUGGUACAGAAUGCGGAGGCGUACGUUCUCUUCUACAGAAAGAGCAGUGAGGAUGCAGAGCGGGAAAGACAAAAAGUGGUGUCCCUGGCGGCGAUGAAGGAAUCCGGCCUUUUACAGUUCUAUAUCUCUCGUGAAUGGCUCAACAAGUUCAACACUUUUGCAGAACCAGGACCAAUAACUAACCAGAGUUUUCUCUGCUGUCAUGGAGGAAUUCCUCCGAACAAGUAUCACUACAUUGAUGACCUGGUUGUGAUCCUGCCUCAGAAUGUAUGGGAGUAUUUGUACAACAGGUUCGGAGGAGGCCCGGCUGUCAACCAUCUGUAUGUUUGUUCUAUAUGUCAAGUGGAAAUUGAGGCUUUGGCCAAACGCAGGAAAAUAGAGAUCGAUACUUUUAUUAAGCUGAAUAAAGCUUUCCAAGCAGAGGAGUCCCCCGGUGUCAUAUACUGUAUCAGCAUGCAGUGGUUUCGGGAGUGGGAAGCUUUCGUCAAAGGCAAAGACAAUGACCCCCCAGGACCAAUCGAUAACAGUAAGGUGGCCCUGACCAAGAGUGGAGGACACGUGCAACCAAAGCAGGGUGCAGAUUAUGGGCAGAUUUCUGAGGAGACCUGGAAUUACCUCUUCAGCAUAUAUGGAGGUGGCCCGGAGAUAGCAAUUCGACAAAGCAUUGCCCAGCCUGCGGAGUCAGAGUGUCUACAUGGAGAGCAGAAGAUAGAAGCCGAAACACGAGCGGGCUAGCAGUGACCAAGGUCCAUGUGGAUGUUGACCCUUGUGGUAUCGCUGACUCCUGCGCCAGGUUACCGCCCUUCUAGAAGCACUUUCAGAUGAGCUGUUUGCACAGACACUGUGUUUUAUUCCUUAGCGUUGUUUGGAACGUACGUUGCAGAUAGUACAUCUCCUCUGAAGAAGAAACUAUUUAAUAAUGUCGACUUCCCAGGUCACUAGUUUACUAAAACUUUGGGGUCAAUGUAAGCUGACACUAAUGUAAUAAAGCUGUGUACGCAGAUACCUACGCCGGGGGGAGCAUGUCCUACGCUGCAGCAACGGGUGGUCCUAGAGGGAUGCCAGUGGUGUACAGCAGGGUGUAGCCUUGUGAACGGAGUAGGGAUAGCCAGCUUGUCUUACUACUAGUAAUGCCUUGUCAAUAAACCGUCACGUGCACUCACGCAGCAGACCCUAGAUGAAGAGAUUUCUAUAUAUAUAUAUCGUGCGUUUCGAUGGGACGUCAUGCUCGCCGCUCGCAGUAGCAGCCGGUGCAAGGAUGUAAGGAGCGGUCGCUAACAAAGGACUAAAAGACGAUGCACUUUGUAAACCUGUUGUGCAGCACAGCAGUGGUUUGCAGGCUCAGGGCAUGCUGGAAGUUGUAGUUCCACAACAGCCCACAGGCCGCAGGUUGCGGACCACCGCUCUUUAAGCAGCAGGAGGACUUGUGUAGAAUAGGACGUUGUUUCAGGCCUGGUCCUGACUCUCUCCUUCCUUGGUCUCUAGACGAUGUAGUUUACACUAGAUUUAUUUAGCUUUAUCGGACGUGCUGUAAUCUGCCUCAGUUUCUCCUCACUGUGAUGUGCAUGCUGCUGUGUUAUAGUAAUAUCUUCUGUACAGAUACAGGAUUGCACAGCUUGGUCGGGG